UCUCGGCAAGGGCUAUACCGUCAUUUUACCGCUGCGUGUUCAAAGGUCGGGCAAAAUUGGGAAAACCAGAAAGAUAGGGGAAGCGGGGGAGAGAGAGAGAGAGUGAUAGGGAAAGAGAGAGAGAGAGAGAGAGAGAGAGAGGGAGGCGCGGGGCUUCUAUGCACUGGUGCUGAUGAUAAUGGCGGUUAGGGUUUUCCAAUUGAUUUACUUGCGUUAACCCUACCGUGUGGAUUCCUAAUUUCGACACUUCUUCUCGUCGGAGGAUUUUUCGCCUUUUGUAUCCCCUUUUAACCCUAAUUUUUGCAUCCCAAGGGUUUGGUGAUUUGCGUUCAGCAUAUUUUACAGCUCCGCGGUUUGGAUUCGUCAACUUUGUGAUAAGGCUAGGAACCUUGCUUUCUUCAAUGGGGUCGCAGGAUAAAUCGCAAAACUCCAACGAUUCCAUGCAGCAUGUUAAAGUGUACCGACUGAAUGAGGAGGGACACUGGGAUGAUCAAGGAACCGGCCAUGUCACAGUUUACUAUUUGGAGAGAUCAGACGACCCUGCCUUGUUUGUCAUUGAUGAUGACCAUGAAACAAUACUGCUGCACCGCAUUAGCUCUGACGACAUUUAUCGAAAGCAAGAAGAUACAAUUAUUUCCUGGAGGGACCCUGAGCUGUCAACUGAAUUGGCACUUAGCUUCCAAGACAGAGCCGGUUGCUCCUAUAUAUGGGACCAAAUAUGUAAUCUGCAAAGGAAUAUGCACAUUAGCUCGCUAGCCAAUGAAGCAUUUAACAAUGUCAAUAGUGAGUUGAAGGAGUUGCCUUCAGUUGAGCUUUCAACUCUCCCCUUGAUACUUAAGAUUGUUGAAAGUGGUACAACAGAUCAGCUACGUGUGACUGAACUUAUAUUGCAUGAUCAAGAUCUUCUUCGCAAGCUAAUGGAGCUAUUUAGAAUAUGUGAAGAUUUGGAUAAUCUAGAUGGGCUUCAUUUACUUUUCAAAAUCGUCAGGGGAAUGAUUUUGCUGAACAAUUCUCAGAUCAUCGAGAAAUUAUUUGGGGAUGACUUAAUAAUGGAUAUAAUUGGAUGUCUAGAAUAUGAUCCCGAGGUCCCUCACACUAAUCAUCGUAACUUUUUGAAAGAGCAUGUGGUUUUUAAGGAGGCCAUACCUAUAAAAGAUUCUGAGGUCCUCUCAAGGAUUCAUCAAUCUUACAGAGUUAGUUAUCUUAAGGAUGUCAUGUUACCCAGAGCAUUGGACGAGGGCUUAGUUGCAACUUUUAAUUCUAUUAUUCAUUCAAAUAAUGCAAUUGUUGUUUCUUUGCUAAAAGAUGAUAAGACCUUUAUCAAGGAGUUGUUUGCGAGGCUGCAUUCUCCCUAUACAUCUGUAGAAUCAAAGAAAACUUUGGUGCACUUUGUACACGAGUUUUGUACCUUAAGUAAGAGCUUGCAAAUGGUGCAUCAGGUUCGGCUAUUUAGGGAUCUUGUUAACGAAGGCAUUUUUGACAUCAUAGCAGAUGUUUUGCAGAGUGAGGACUAUAAGCUUGUUUUGACUGGGGCAGACAUCCUCAUGCUUUUCCAAAAUCUAGAUGCAAAUAUUCUGCGCUCUCAUGUGUCUCGUCAAGAUGGUGUUCUUUUUGGACUGUUGGUAAAGAGUAUGCUAACAGAUUGUGGAGAUGACAUGCACUGUCAGUUUCUUGAAAUCAUUCGCAGUCUUUUAGAGUCCACCCCAGGAACGCCGAGAGAAGUUAUAGUGGAAAUUUUUUACGAACAGCACUUGGAUCAGUUGAUUGAUGCAAUAGCGUCAUCAUGUCCACCAAACACUCAUGGUGAAUCUGACAAGAAGUCCCUGAGCUCAGUUGGAAAUUCCAGGAGCAGUGUGAAGCCUGAGAUAUUAUUGAAUAUUUGUGAACUGCUGUGCUUCUGUGUAUUGCAACAUCCUUACAGGAUAAAGUGCAAUUUUCUUCUUAACAACGUAAUUGAGAAGGUUUUGUAUCUGAUGAGGAGAAGAGAAAAGUAUCUUCUACUUGGUGCGAUUAGAUUUGUUAGGGUACUUAUCUCUCGCAGUGAUGAGCACCUGAUGAAUUAUAUUGCCAAGAACAACCUUCUCAAACCAAUAAUCGAUGCAUUUGUUGCUAAUGGGAAUCGAUACAAUCUUCUUAGUUCUGCCAUUCUGGAACUCUUUGAAUUUAUUCGAAAGGAGAACUUAAAAAUAUUACUCCGGUAUCUAGUCGACACCUUUUGGGAUCAGUUGGCAAAAUUUGAAACCAUGUCCUCUAUUCAUGCACUAAAACUUAAAUAUGAACAGUCACUAGAAAAUACGGAUACAAGAAGCACAGGUACUUCUUUAAACCAAAGGAAGCGCCUUGAUGAUCGUGCUUUGGAGAAGGAGGAGGAGGAUUAUUUCAAUGAUAGUGAUGAAGAAGAUUCAGCAUCUGUUCUUACGAGUGGCACUAAGAAAGCUGAAACAAAGCCUUCUGUAUUAGCCAACGGGUCUUUGCCAAAUGACACAGCCCCAAGGUCUGACCGGCUUGUUGACUAUGAUGAUGAUGAUGAUGAUGAGGAUUACAAGCCCCCUCCAAAAAGAGUGCCAGAUGCAUCAGAUGAGGAGGAACUGGCACAGCUGCCCUUGAAACGUAAGUUGGUUUCAAAGGAGCCUGAGGCAAAAAGAUUACGCCGAUCUCCAAAAGACUUGAAAUCAAGAGGUGUUUUUGCUACCUUGUGCUCUACACUAAGUGAUGCGGUACUACCCAAUAAGAAAGUAGGUAGUGGAGCAGUAAGUAUUUCCGGGUCGAAUGUAAACCAGAACUCUGACAAGGGGCACACUAACAGCUCCUUAUCUGAUCAGAGCCAAAUUGCAGAAAUCGACGGGCACAAAGAUGAGAGAGAGGGUUCUCCUAGAAGCUUAAGUGAUGAGUUGAUAGAUUCUGCUGAUAAUAGGAAGCAUGGUGACGAACCCCCUUUGUUGCCACCUAAUUCACCGGCAGAAAUGGCUGUGAAUGGAUCAUGAGUUGUUUCCAAAAAUUAGUAGUAGUUCUGCAUUGUGUUAUGGUACCACUUCCGGUUGGUGGGCUCGGGCCAAAUAUGAUCACCAAGUAUAUGAAAGAAGCCGUCAAAGUGGACGACGAGGGCCACCAGCUAGAAAGCCCAUUGGAUACUGGGAUGUCUUGAAUGAGGACAUACUGUACAGUACAGUUGGCGAAGAUGAAGGUGUGUGUAGUCUUUUUAUAGUUCAUCUAGGUUCAUAUCUAAAUUUCAGUGGAGUAAUUGUGGGCAAUGCAAGACUUCAUCAACUAUAUAGUGUUCUGUAAUUGGCUCCUACCUUGUGUGGGCUGUGUUUCUGUCUGUCUGUCUGUCUGUAUGUCUCUCUAUGUUUUUUGUUUCUGUAUACGACACUGAAUUACAUGUGAUAGCGGGGCGGCAAGCAUAUAUUACUCUGUUGUGGACGGUGUAACUGGGGUGGAAUUUUGUGUGUGUAUUUGAUUUGAGCAGUAGGGGAAAUGUACGACUGACUGACUGACUGACUGCUUGGAUGAACAAGAACGCCUGCUCCAGCAGUAGCCAGCCAGCCAGACAGCCAGCCGCCAUGGAAGUCAUUUUUGGAGGUAUGAGUCUUGGUUUUGGCGUAUGGCGAUUGGAUUGGAUUGGAUUGUGCAGAUAUUUUUUUUGUUGUUGUUAUAGCUCGCUUGCCUAGCCUUGUGUCAAAAAUAUAUACUAUUAAUGCAUACAAUAUGUAUGACAGACAGCACUUGUAGCAGUGCAGUGCAGCAGCAGUUGGGCAAAUGUACGAGGAAUGAAUAAUGAUGGAUUUGUUGUGUUCA
Andrographis paniculata is the source of this 3795-nucleotide messenger RNA. RefSeq lists its product as uncharacterized. Gene Ontology annotation, biological process: protein dephosphorylation. The transcript is spliced from 24 exons. Gene Ontology annotation, cellular component: protein phosphatase 4 complex; nucleoplasm. The record is from RefSeq and is a predicted model, not a curated record. Bases 402 to 2984 code for a protein of 860 amino acids. Lineage: Eukaryota; Viridiplantae; Streptophyta; Magnoliopsida; Lamiales; Acanthaceae. Gene Ontology annotation, molecular function: protein phosphatase activator activity.